CUCAGCGUCCAAGCAGAAUAUGGACUUUGCCAACUAAACUUUAGCUCAUGGGCUAAAUGUCAAAGCCAUUGUUUAAGAAGAAUCUAGACUAAUACGGAAAUCUGUGUAGAUCAACUAAUAGGUUUAAAGUAAUGACAGAAGAGGCUUUUGAUGUUGUGGUGGUGGGAUCUUGUAUGACUGACCUUGUCAGCCAGGCUACACGGUUGCCCAAGGAAGGCGAGACCAUCCAUGGCCACAAAUUCUUCAUCGGUUUUGGAGGCAAAGGGGCCAACCAGUGUAUACAGGCAGCCAGACUGGGAGCCAAAACCGCCAUGGUUUGUAAGGUGGGAAAAGACUUCUUUGGCGAUAACUACCUCCAGAAUUUCAAGGACAAUGGCAUACACACAGAGUUUGUUGGGCAGACUUCUGUAGCAGCCACCGGAGCUGCCUCCAUCAUGGUCAACGACGCAGGUCAGAACGCCAUCGUGAUCGUGGCUGGUGCCAACCUGGUGCUGGGGAGCGAGGAGCUGCAGCAGGCUCUGCCGGCCAUCCGCCGUGCCAAGGUGCUUGUGUGCCAGCUGGAGAUCAGCCCCGGCACCUCGCUGCGGGCGCUUCGGAUGGCGCAGGAGAACAACGUCAGAACCAUAUUUAAUCCGGCACCAGCCAUAGCAGCCCUGGACCCAGACUUCUACAGAGCUUCUGAUAUAUUCUGCUGUAAUGAGUCAGAGGCAGAGCUCCUGAUGGGUUGGUCUGUGACGAGCGUAGAGGAGGCGGGCCGGACGGGCAGAGAGCUCCUGAAGCGGGGCUGCGGAGCUGCCAUCAUCACCCUGGGUCCCCAGGGCUGCGUGGUGCUGGCGGCACAGGAGCCCUCCAGCCCAGCGCACCAUGUUCCCACCACAGCGGUCACGGCGGUGGACACCACGGGGGCUGGAGACAGCUUCAUUGGUGCCCUGGCCUUUUACGUGGCUCACUAUCCCACAAUGCCUUUGAAGGAAAUGGCCAGGAGAGCCAAUCAGGUGGCAGGAGUGAGUGUUCAGACAGUUGGCACACAGACUUCUUAUCCAUCCAAGAAGGACCUACCAGCUGAUCUUUUCUGAAGCCAGAUACAGAGGAACCUAUCUGGCCAAUCAUCUGGAUUAUGUGCUAAAGACUGCAGAUCAUUUAGUAAUAUUAAUGCGUAAUAAUUUUUUUUCAUGUAAUUAAGUUGCAAGUAGAAAAAUACAAUGUGUAUGAUUUACCUAGUCUUGAACUUGUCAAUGGAUCACAUCCUGUCUCAUUUAAUCAUAUGAAAUGUGCUCAAUUAUCAACAAACUAAUUUAUAUUUAGGCCUCGUGAAUUUAGUUGACAUCUUACACAGGUCUUGUUGGAAUAUUGCAUCAGCCAUGGGAAUUGUCAAAACAGCCUUGGAGGACAACAUGACAGUAUGAAGUAUUUAUGCAGUCAUAACACAUAAAUGUGUAUUUCUUUUAUUAUUUGCAUCAUGUUACCAACAAAUACCAACAUUUUAUAUUCAAACAUGUAUUUGUAAUGGCUGGAUGCAGUCUCAUACAGUCCCCAUGUCCAGAUCUGAAGAAAUGUUUUGUUGCAACAGGUUUUUAAUCUUAAUAACAUGAAGGCAAACCAAGUCAAACUACUACUGUGAGCCUAAAAGUGCAAGGUAAACUGAAUUUGAUCUUUUGCAACAUUAAUUCAUGGUUACAUUGCGGCAAGUACAGGCACUGGCAUUCAACAUUCAUAGCAGGACCUGCAAUGGGAUAUACCAAGAAGGACAGCUUGUUUGGUGACAAGUAACAUUUGCAGUGAGUUGAUGAUCUGUCCAGCUUGCAGUAUCCCAAAGUCACUUUUCUUCUUUGUACUGAUCCCCGCAGCUCAGGGAUGACGGUUGGCUUGAUCCAUUUUUAGAAAACACAGUGCCAAACACACGGCCAGCUCAAAUAGUGCCAUCUUAAUUGUCCUUGGUUAUAUGCAUCACUAUUAAAUUGACCUUAUCUUCUUCUUUUCAAUAAAGAGGACAUGCUUGUUCACUGCAAAGUA
Messenger RNA from Osmerus eperlanus (European smelt), 2013 nucleotides. It is a transcript of the gene rbks, whose product is annotated as ribokinase. Gene Ontology annotation, biological process: D-ribose metabolic process. The record is from RefSeq and is a predicted model, not a curated record. Bases 132 to 1076 code for a protein of 314 amino acids. Gene Ontology annotation, molecular function: ribokinase activity. The transcript has 9 exons. NCBI's taxonomy places the organism in Eukaryota, Metazoa, Chordata, Actinopteri, Osmeriformes, Osmeridae.